Messenger RNA from Dalotia coriaria, 12301 nucleotides. Its product is annotated as ankyrin-3-like. Bases 465 to 12161 code for a protein of 3898 amino acids. Gene Ontology annotation, cellular component: cytoplasm. NCBI's taxonomy places the organism in Eukaryota, Metazoa, Arthropoda, Insecta, Coleoptera, Staphylinidae. Gene Ontology annotation, molecular function: protein binding. The record is from RefSeq and is a predicted model, not a curated record. Gene Ontology annotation, biological process: signal transduction. The transcript is spliced from 21 exons.
UUCGGCCCGGGAAAGCCGAAGGAUCUGUUGCGUGCCGACUCCAAACUAACUUCUUCAACUUUCGUCCAUUUCGCGCGCUCCUAUCGAUUCGCGUGCGCAGCAGCACUGUGUGUGUAAAAGGGGUGCACAUCCCAAGACUAUUCCCUCGCUGUUCAACUCCUGUUUCGGCACCAAAACACAGCGCCCGGCGCACAUUCAAUCGUCGAUAACUUUACGCAACAGAAUGUUCUUCGCCAUUCCACGCAAAUAAACACCUUCGAACGGUUGCAUCACGCAGUCUUCCCGUGCAAUAACUCACGCAAUAACUAGUUUAAUUCAACAAAUCGCGAUCUUUGUUUACCUUUCGAUGUUUGACCCUUGCUGCCUCAGCCAUGUAACGGAUAAAAACAAUAAGUUGAUGUGUGCGUUAAAUCGGUGCGUGUCGCGUGUCAGAGUGCGCGUGUGAAAGAAAACACCGGUAGAAAAUGGCACAAUUCGUCACUCACAUCCAGCCGACGUUGGUGGAGGCGUCCCAUCAUCACACGCCCGGUCAUAGUCACGGCCACCACAAGGAAUUGCACCAUCCGCCAAAGGAACACCACAGCAAAGGCGACAAGGAUCACAGGGAUCAUGGCGAUGGGCAUCAUCACGGGGGCGGUGGGCAUGGUCGAGACUUUCCCGUUUUGCCGUCGCAUCACUCCUUACAUUUUACAGAACAUCACGACGCUGGAAAACACGACAGCCAACAUGCCCACAAUGGGCACGGUACGCAUUCCGGGGGGUCCCAUUCGACCCACAAGCGACACAGUCAGGACAAGGGACGAGGACACUACCUAGACUCACAUGGGAUUUCGCAUGAGUAUCAAAUGCAUUUUAUCGAUGCACAAGGAAUUCACCGAGAUCAACAUGGGCAUGGUAUAAUCGAACCCAGCUUCGAGGAGACAAUUCCCUCAAAAUCUAAACCUCAGCCUCCAAAAUACAUUGACAUUCAACCAGUUUACACGGAAAAUAAACAUUCUGAUGGCAAUACAUCUUUCUUGCGCGCUGCGCGUGCUGGACACCUGGACAAAGUCCUCGAACAUCUAAAACAGAAUAUUGACAUCAACACCAGUAAUGCCAAUGGGCUCAACGCUUUACAUUUAGCUUCCAAGGAUGGGCACACGGAAGUGGUCGCCGAAUUACUAAAACGCGGCGCCGCUGUCGACGCUGCCACCAAAAAGGGAAACACUGCACUGCAUAUUGCGUCCCUUGCUGGGCAAGAGGAGGUUGUCAAACUACUAGUCAAUCAUGGCGCCAAAGUCAAUGUUCAGAGCCAGAAUGGCUUCACGCCGUUGUACAUGGCCGCUCAAGAAAAUCACGACAACGUCGUUCGAUAUUUAUUGUCGAACGGAGCGAAUCAAACGCUUGCCACUGAAGACGGGUUCACACCGUUGGCGGUGGCUAUGCAACAGGGCCACGAUAAAGUCGUCACCGUGUUGUUGGAAAACGACACACGGGGCAAAGUUCGAUUACCUGCUCUUCACAUAGCAGCCAAAAAGGAUGACGUUAAAGCUGCUAAGCUGCUACUUGAAAACGACCAUAAUCCCGAUGUAACUUCAAAAUCAGGCUUCACACCACUUCACAUAGCUUCACAUUACGGCAACGAAGCCAUUGCGCACCUUCUAAUCCAAAAGAAAGCCGACGUCAACUAUGCGGCAAAGCACAACAUCACACCGCUGCACGUGGCGGCCAAAUGGGGUAAAACCAAUAUGGUCGCGCUGUUACUGGAAAAAGGGGCAACGAUUGAAUCGAAGACGCGAGACGGAUUGACGCCGAUGCACUGCGCGGCACGCAGCGGACACGAGCAAGUCGUAGAUAUGCUCCUAGAACGCGAGGCGCCGAUAAGUUGCAAGACGAAAAACGGACUGGCUCCUUUGCACAUGGCCGCCCAAGGUGAUCACGUAGACGCCGCUCGCAUUCUCCUCUACCAUCGCGCGCCCGUCGAUGAAGUCACCGUCGAUUAUUUGACUGCACUUCACGUUGCCGCUCACUGCGGGCACGUUCGAGUCGCUAAACUAUUACUCGAUCGGCAGGCUGAUUCUAAUGCGAGAGCGCUUAACGGAUUCACGCCGUUGCAUAUUGCGUGUAAGAAAAAUCGCAUCAAAGUUGUAGAAUUGCUGCUUAAGCACGGCGCAAGCAUCAGUGCUACUACUGAAAGUGGACUGACGCCAUUACACGUGGCUAGUUUUAUGGGCUGUAUGAAUAUUGUCAUCUAUUUAUUGCAACACGACGCUAAUCCGGACGUGCCCACUGUGAGAGGGGAAACCCCGUUGCAUCUUGCCGCGCGAGCGAAUCAGACUGACAUCAUUAGAAUCUUACUACGCAACGGUGCCCAGGUUGAUGCAAGAGCGCGUGAACAACAGACGCCGCUUCACAUUGCCUCACGCCUUGGCAAUGUGGACAUUGUCAUGUUACUUCUGCAACACGGCGCUAAAGUUGACACUACAACGAAGGACAUGUACACUGCGCUUCAUAUCGCUGCCAAGGAAGGGCAGGACGAGGUCGCUGGUAUACUGAUCGAUAAUGGCGCAUCGUUGAAUGCAAUCACAAAGAAAGGCUUCACGCCGCUGCACUUGGCCGCCAAGUACGGCAACAUCAAAGUCGCCAAGCUUCUUUUGCAAAAGGACGCACCCGUUGAUCCACAGGGAAAAAAUGGCGUCACUCCGUUGCAUGUUGCUUCGCACUACGAUCACCAAAAUGUCGCACUGCUGCUCCUGGAUAAAGGAGCUUCACCGCACGCCACUGCCAAAAAUGGACACACUCCGCUACAUAUCGCAGCUAAGAAGAAUCAAAUGGACAUCGCCAAUACGCUACUGGAAUACGGUGCCAAGCCUAAUGCCGAAAGCAAAGCCGGCUUUACGCCGCUACAUUUAAGCGCUCAGGAAGGACACGUCGAUAUGUCGUCUUUGCUCAUUGAGCACGAAGCUGAUACCAAUAGUCAAGCAAAGAAUGGACUUACGCCAUUACAUCUAUGCGCGCAAGAAGAUCGCGUCGCUGUUGCCGAUGUUCUUGUGAAAAAUAAAGCUAUCGUGGAUAAAACCACCAAAGCAGGAUAUACGCCAUUGCAUGUUGCCUCUCAUUAUGGCCAAAAUAAUAUGGUCAAAUUUUUGCUCGCGCACAAUGCCGAUGUUAAAUCAACCACCCAACUUGGAUAUACACCAUUGCACCAGGCUGCACAACAGGGCCAUACUAAUGUGGUCACUGUGCUAUUGGAAAACUCAGCGCAACCCAAUGCUAUUACUCAUAACGGUCAAACACCAUUACACAUUGCCCAAAAAUUGGGUUACAUAACUGUUAUUGACACUCUCAAAGUGGUCACUGAAUCUCCGGCCGACGAUCCAACUGAGGAGAAGUACAAAGUUGUUGCUCCUGAAGCUAUGCAUGAAACGUUCAUGUCUGAUUCGGAAGAAGAAGGCGGAGAAGAAAUUCUGGAAGGAUUCGGAUGUGCACCUCACGAGCAACAUGUCUAUCUUCCUUAUUACAGCGGUACUACUUUACUAACUAGGGAGGAUACCAUGCUCGGCGACAACGCCUACAGAUAUUUGACGGCUGACGAAAUGAAAUCACUCGGCGAUGACUCUCUGCCAAUCGAUGUCACUCGUGAUGAGCGCAUGGAUUCCAACAAAAUCAUGGAUAGUAAUAUGUUACCACCGCAGGCAAUUGAGGAUUCGAUCAGUCCUCACUACUACCAGCAGAAUUAUUCGGAAAUGAAGAAGUAUACUCCUGAUAAUAUUGACAUUGCCCGACAUCCAAUUAACAUCGGAAAAUUACAUUGGAAGAACUUUUUGGUGUCGUUCCUCGUGGACGCACGUGGUGGUGCUAUGAGGGGUUGCAGACACAGUGGAGUGCGUGUAAUUGUACCACCGCGUUCAGCUGGUAGUCCAACAAGAAUCACUUGUCGAUAUGUGAGACCACAACGGUCCCCACAUCCGCCGCCAUUAAUGGAAGGUGAAGCUUUGGCGAGCAGAGUUUUGGAAUUAGGACCAGUCGGUGCUCGAUUCUUGGGACCGGUAAUAAUUGAAGUACCGCAUUUUGCUGCCCUGCGUGGUAAAGAACGUGAAAUAGUCAUCCUGCGUUCUGAUAAUGGUGAAACAUGGCGAGAACACACUGUUGAAUCGUCUGAAGAUAUUCUGAAUGAAGUUUUGCAAUCAAGUUUUGAGGCUGAAGAUAUUAGUCAGUUGGAAGAUACAGCAUCUGGGCGUAUAACGCGAAUUGUGACUCAUGACUUCCCACAAUACUUUGCGGUUGUUUCGCGCAUUCGACAGGAAGUGCACGCCAUCGGACCUGAUGGCGGCAUGGUAUCAAGUACGGUUGUACCACAGGUGCAAGCGGUGUUCCCACAGGGCGCGCUUACAAAGAAGAUCAAAGUUGGACUGCAGGCGCAACCGAUCGACCCGGAGUUAACAGCGAAAUUGUUGGGACACGGAGUCGCCGUAUCACCGGUGGUGACGGUCGAGCCGCGUCGUCGAAAGUUCCACAAGGCGAUAACGCUGAGUAUGCCGGCCCCGAGGGCGCACUCCCAAGGAAUGAUCAAUCAAUACUCCGGAUCAACACCUACCCUCCGACUGCUGUGCUCGAUCACUGGGGUGUUUCGGAAAAGAUCGCUCAAAGGUGGAACGACACGAGCUCAAUGGGAGGACGUCACAGGAUCAACACCUCUUACAUUUGUCAACGACUGUGUUUCGUUUACGACCACCGUAUCGGCGAGGUUUUGGCUAAUGGAUUGUCGGAAUGUGGGGGACGCCACAAAAAUGGCUACUGAACUAUAUAGAGAAGCCAUUCACGUUCCAUUCAUGGCCAAGUUCGUUGUUUUUGCGAAACGGGUAGAUCCGUUAGAGGCUAGACUCAGGGUGUUUUGUAUGACAGAUGAUAAAGAGGACAAGACUUUGGAACACCAGGAACACUUCUCAGAGGUGGCAAAGAGUCGCGAUGUGGAAGUACUUGAAGGAAAGCCGCAAUACAUUGAAUUUGCUGGAAAUUUAGUGCCUAUUACCAAGAGUGGAGAACAAUUGCAGUUUGCUUUUAGAGCGUUUAGAGAAAAUCGACUGCCGUUCUCUGUUCGUGUCAAAGAUCAGCAUGCUGAGGCUCUUGGACGAUGUUUGUUCAUGCGAGAACCAAAAGUCGCUAAAGGAGAGCCGCCUCAACAACCAGUUUGCAUUUUGAACAUCGUCUUACCUGAUGACAUUGUAGCGGACACGAUAUCACUCACGGAUAGUGAACACUUCAAGCGGCAUGAAUUCCUCAAGGAUAGCUAUGAAUACCAUCGGCCUGAUCCGCGUUUGGCUGAUAUGAGUAACUUGUUAGGCGAUGACUGGGUUGCAUUGGCCGGCCAAUUGGGUCUAACGUCGUCCGAGAUAAACGUUAUCAAAUCGGAAUACCCGGAGAGUGUGGCAAAACAAGCGCAGUCGAUGCUUAGAAUGUGGAUCUCACAGUCUAGUAACCGCGCGCAGAGCAGUGUACUCGAAGAUGCCUUACGCAAAAUCGGUCGGGAUGAUAUUAUACCCCAGUGCCUGAACGUCGAAGAGACUGUCGUUAAAUACAGAAUUAGGAGUGAUUUAGAAGAUAAAGACAUUAUGAAAGAUUCGGAGAGUAUCGAAUCGAUAGUGAUAAAAGAUAAGAAGCGCCUAAGCUAUGACAAGUAUUCGGCCGAAGAGAAGGUAGUCGAAGAGAAAUCAGACGAGGAAGACUUUAGUAAAACUGUUAAAGAGAAACGUGAAAUUAUUGAGAAACGUCUUUCGGUUGAUCGAACCAUUCCGGCAUCAUCACAGCGUGUUGAAAUAGUGCAAGAGAUUAGUUCAAUCAAGCGACAGAGUAUGGUUGAAGACAAAAUCGCAGAAGUCGAACAAAAAGCCACAAUGCAACCACCAUCUGAGUCAAAGUCUACCACAGAGGAAGUAAAAACCACAAAGUCCUCUGUGGCAGACGCCACUAAAGAUGAAAGGGAUGCUGGUGUAACCGCGACAACCACAACGACAACUACAACUGUGACCGAAACACGCACAAUUGAGGUGACUGGGAGCACGCACAUAAAGGAUAAUGACAGUAAGGAAUCAGUGUUAGUGGAAGGUGUUACACAUGGUUUGGAGAAGAAGACAGCUAUACCUAAAAUCGUCUCGGCCCAAGAAGAUCCACAAUCACCGAAACUCUCCAAGACACCACCACCGAGUCCUGCUGAUUUCAUCCUACGAGAGCAAAUGGCCGCCCUGCAAGAAUGGGACGAGCCAAAAGAAAAAGCAUUAGCCACCGAAUUGCAAGGAAAACAAACGACCACAUCGACAACACAAAACUUCGAAGAUAGACGAACGCUAGACGAUAAAGAAUUAGCCUCUAAACAAUUAGUCGAUAAAACUAACGCUUUUAACGAAGUAGAUACGCAGCUAGACGCGUCUGCCGCGGAAAUUAAAGAAAACGGUGAGGAAUUAAAACAAAAGAAACCAGGAUUUUUCGGAGCACUUAAAACGAUGGUUACACGAUCGUUUGACUAUUCCGACUCGGAAUCUGAAAAAUCGCAGUCAAAGAAGGAGAAGAAAGAUAAGAAAAAGAAGAAGAAGCGCGGAAAAGAUAAAGACGAUAAACCUGAAAGCCCUGUAAAAGUUCAGCCGCUUACAAUUGAAGAAGAACGACUUAAAACUAUUCCCUACGCAGAAGCAUCGCCAGUUUUAGAGCAAAAGGCAUUUAUAGUUGCCGAAAAUAUAGUCACUGAAGUUAAAAAAGUACCCGCAGAAGUUGUAGCUAAAGAAGAAAAACUUGUAGAAAAGAAAACUAUUGUACCAGUUGUAGAAUUAAUUGAAGAACUUGAAACUAAAAUUUAUGAUACCCCAGAGUUUCAUAUUGAAGUGAAGCCGUUGACUCCAACUAAAGAAAAAGUCAUCUACGAUGUUGACAUUCAUUCGACUAUUGACAGUAUUGGAAAAGAAUUGCUUAAAGACGAUACUAUUACUGACAAACCACCACGUAUCUCAGAAACAGAUGUGUAUGAUGAUCAAGCACCACAACUAUCGAUUCCACCUGAUCAUGUUAGUCACCUCAUUGAAGAACCUGACAACGACGCAUUAAAAAUGAUCACGUUUAAUUUGAUACAAAACGAAAUGAGUUUCCAAGGAUGGGCGGACGAUAAACAUAACAUUAUUAACAUUACAAAAUCCCAACAACCCGCACCCGCCAGCCAAAAAAUGAAGCGAAAGCAUGGAAAACUCUUUGGGUUUUUAAGCAAAAAAUCUUCCAAAGAAGUUGAAGAUUCAGAUGACGAUACGCGAACCGACCAGUCUAGGUCCGAAAUAAUUGAGAAACAAGAUAAAGAAUCAUCGAAGGAAAUCGUGGAUGAUUCUAGUACCAGUGAGCAGAACAAGAAAGGCGGCUUCUUUACUAUAUUCGGUAAAAAGAAUAAGAAAGAAGACGACGCUAUUCCAGAGUCAUCUGAAGUCGACGAAGACAAGACGAAAACUGAUAGUAGACCACCUAAAAUUUUGAUUAGCGAACCCACUCGAUUAGAUAUUAAUAAUUCUGAUUCAUUCAUUAAACAAGAAGUUACGCAUUAUGAAGAUGUGAGACCGGUAAUUCCAGCAGAUAAAACUCAAGUUACUGCUGUUCCGGAAGAAGAAAGUAAAACCGAUAGAAAGUCAGGUAUUUUCAGUGGUAUUUUUGGUAAGAAAAAAGACGACAUUGACACUGAAAAAGAUGAAAAAGCUAAAACUCCUACUCCCGAUGAAGUUGUUGAAAAAAUAACCGAAAAAGUUGAUAAAACAGUUGAAGUUACAAAGAAAGAACUCCAUGAUGUUAAAGAAACCAUCACUGAAACUACUCUUGUUGAGAAAAUUGAUAAACCUAUCGACGCAAGUGAGAAAAGAAAAGGUGGUGUUUAUACUGACAUAUUCAUCAAAAAUGAAAUUCAAAGCGAAUCUCAAAAUAUAACCCAACAUGAGAAAGUUACUGUUACAACCGAAACGGUAACAAAGACAAUUGAAGAAAAUGGGAAACAUGAAUUUGCGGAAGAAGUCGAGAAAGAUGAUCAAGGUGAAAAGAAAAAGUCUGGUAUAUUCAGUGGUAUAUUUUCCAAAAAGGAUAAACGUGACAGCGAUGAACCUAAAGUUAAAUCGCCUAUAUUUGGCAAGAAAGAUACUAAACCAGAAGCACCAAAAGAAGAUAAGAAAGAUCAAGAAGACGGUAAGGAGACCGUCAAAGAAGUUAUACAAACCACUGAAGUGGUUAUGCGCAGAUCAAAACAAAAAGACGCGCAAGCUGAUGAAAAACCUGAUCAAAAAGAAGAAGAGAAAGAGAAACGAAGAUCUGGAAUUUUCAGUGGAAUAUUUGGAAAGAAAGAUAAAGGUAAAGACAGUGAAGAUGAGAAAACAGAUGAUGAGGAUGUGUCCACCAAAACAAAGAAAAGCACUCCUAUCUUUGGAAAGAAAGAAAAAACCCCUCCUGCCAAAAUUAUUUUGUCAAAUGAACUUGUUACAACAAUGAAAGACACUGAAUCAUUCCUACAGGAAGAAGUGUCCCGAUAUGAAGAUGUAAAGCCAUUGGUUAAACCAAUUGCAGAAUCCGAGGUCGCAGAUGCAAAACCUGCCGCACAACAAGAAGAAGAAAAGGAGAAACGAAAAUCUGGUAUAUUCAGUGGUAUAUUUGGCAAAAAGGAAAAACCUAAAGAAGGCGAAGAAGAAAAACCUGAUGAACAGGACUCUCCAGCUAAACCUAAAAUGACUUUACGAGACAAACAUCUUCCAAUGAAUGCAGAUGUACCUGACGAAGUCUUGGAGCGUUUGAAAAAUGCCAAUUUAAUUUCCAAGAAAGAAGUACCAGUAUUUGAAGAUUCAAACGGCGGUGUACGCCAUGAAGAUGAAGUUGAUGAUUCAGCUGUUAAAGCAGAGACCGAAACUUUGCCUGAAAUAAUUGCAGAUGUUUCUGAGAAAGACAAGCGCAAAGCCGGAAUAUUUAGUGGAAUAUUCGGUAAAAAGGACAAAGCAACUGAGAAUGAAGAAGAAAAAGAUGUUAAAUCACCAACUAAACAAAAGAAGAUGACUCCAAUAUUUGGCAAGAAAGAUAAAUCUAAGCCUACUGAGAUUAAAUUGUCUGAAGAAGUAGUCACAACCAUGAUAACUACUGAAUCAUUCCUUCAGGAAGAGGUAGCUAGAUUUGAGGAUGUAAUACCACUACCCAAGAAGGAACGGGAACCAGAAGUUGUUGACGAAAAAUCUGUAAAAUCACCUGAAACUGAAGCCAAACGAAAAUCUGGUUUAUUCAGUGGAAUCUUUAGUAAACGUGACAAGAGCAGAGAUAAAGAAGAUGUUAAGUCAGAUGAAGACGAUGUUGCUGUUGAUAAGCAGAAAGACACUCCUGUUGAAAUCGUGAGCGAUGAGGUUGAGAAAAUUGUGCAGGAAGUUAAAUCAACUGUAGAGCAAAUUGAGGUACAUGUUGAUGAAAAACCAUUUGAUGUCCAGCCUGAAACACAGCCAGAUGACAAGGAGAAACGUAGAAGUGGCAUUUUCAGUGGCAUAUUUGGUAAAAAAGAUAAAGGUAAAGAAAGUGAAGAUGAGAAAACAGACGAUGAAGAAACAGUCUCUAAGACAAAGAAACAUACUCCAAUAUUUGGUAAAAAAGAUAAGAAAACUACUACAACUGCAGUAAUCUCAGAUGAUGUUGUGAAUUCAAUGAAAACUACUGAAGCAUUCCUUCAAGAAGAAGUUGCCCGAUUUGAAGACGUAAAGCCCGUAGUUACAGCAACUACUGAGUUGGAAGUUGUUGAUAAAUCUAAAGAAGAAGCUAAAGAAGUCCAACCAGAUGAAGAGAAAGAAAAACGCAAGUCUGGAAUCUUUAGUGGUAUUUUUGGUAAAAAAGAUAAAGGCAAAGAGAGUGAAGAUGAAAAAACAGAUGACGAAGAAGCAGUAUCCAAACAAAAGAAGCAAACGCCCAUCUUUGGCAAAAAGGAGAAGAAGACCCCGGAAAAAACACAACUUUCAGAAGAAGCCAAGCAGGUUAUUAAAGAUUCCGACGCAUUCUUGCAAGAAGAAGUAUCACGAUACGAUGAUGUAAAGCCAGUUAUUACAGAGAAAAUUGAAAUAGUUGAGGAAGUUGAAGAGAAACCAAAAGAAAAAUCCGAUGAAGAUAAAGAAAAGCGAAAGUCAGGAAUAUUUAGUGGUUUGUUUGGAAAGAAAGAUAAAGGUAAGGAGAGUGAAGAUGAAAAGACUGACGAUGAAGAAAUUACUACCAAAACAAAGAAACAGACGUCUAUUUUCACUAAAAAGGAAAAGAAACCUCCUACUAAAGUUGAGCUGCCUGAAGAUGUGGUUAAAGAUAUGAAGGAAACUGAUAAUUUCCUUCAAGAGGAAGUUGCCAGAUAUGAAGAUGUGAAACUUAUAAAAUCUGAAGAACCAGAAAUUGAAAAAGAAGAAAUUAAAAUUGAAGUUAAACUUGAAACAGAUGCAGAUAAUGAGAAAGAUAAACGAAAGUCCGGUCUUUUCAGUGGGAUAUUUGGCAAGAAAGAUAAAAGCAGCAAAGAAAGUGAAGACGAAAAAACAGAUGACGAGGAGACAAUUACGAAAACUAAGAAACGUACUCCUAUAUUUGGUAAAAAGGAAAAGAAAACACCCACAAAAAUAGAGUUGUCUGAAAAUGUAGUUAAAGACAUGAAGACAACUGAUUCAUUCUUGCAAGAAGAAGUAAAGAAUUAUGAAGAUGUUAAACCAUUACCGGUCAAACAACUCGAAAGUGAAACUAUUGAAGUCAAAGUUGAAACUACCGAAAGCGUAAAAACCGUAGUCGCUGAAGCUACAGAAAAGGUAGAUUUAAUGAAAACCAAACAAGAUGUCCAAUCUGACGAAGAGAAAGAAAAGCGAAAGUCAGGAAUCUUUAGUGGUCUCUUUGGCAAAAAAGAUAAAGGCAAAGAAAGUGAAGAUGAAAAAACAGACGAUGAAGAGGUCACUUCUAAGGCCAAGAAACAUACUCCUAUAUUUGGCAAGAAAGAUAAGAAAACUCCAACUGCCGUUGUUAUAUCAGAAGAUGUUCUUACAUCUAUGAAAACAACGGAAUCUUUUCUCAAAGAAGAAGUAGAGAGAUUUGAAGAUGUAAAGCCUGUGAUUGCGGAAAUUACAGAACCUGCGAUUGAAAUAAAAACUAAACAAGACGAUAAACCUGAUGAUGAUAAAGAAAAACGAAAAUCCGGAAUAUUCAGUGGUAUUUUUGGCAAAAAGGACAAAGGGAAAGAAAGUGAAGAUGAAAAAACAGACGACGAGGAGACCAUUUCCAAGUCGAAGAAACGCACUCCUAUAUUUGGCAAAAAAGAUAAGAAAACUCCAGCAGCCGUUGUCAUAUCAGAAGAUGUUCUCACAUCAAUGAAAAUGACAGAAACUUUCCUUCAAGAAGAAGUUGACAGAUUUGAAGACGUAAAGCCUGUGAUUGCGGAAAUCACAGAAACUGCACCUGAAACUAAAACCAAACUAGACGAUAAACCUGAAGAUGACAAAGAAAAACGAAAGUCAGGCAUUUUCAGUGGUAUUUUUGGCAAAAAGGAUAAAGGUAAAGAAAGUGAAGAUGAAAAAACAGAUGAUGAAGAAGCAGUAUCCAAACAAAAGAAACAAACACCCAUCUUUGGUAAAAAAGAAAAGAAAACGCCAACUAAAGUUGACUUAUCCGAAGAUACGAUAAUCAAAAUGAAAGCUACUGAUUCAUUCCUUGUGAAAGAAGUUGAUGUUUACGAAGAUGUGAGACCAGUAAUUACUGAAAAGAUUGAAAUCACUGAAAGUGUUACAUUGAAAUCUCCAACCUAUGUUUCCGGAGAUAAAGAUAAGACCAAAUCAGGAAUAUUUAGUGGCAUAUUUGUUAAAAAAGACAAAGGUAACAAGGAAAGCGAAGAUGAAAAAACAGAUGAUGAAAGUACAUCCAAAUCAAAGAAAUCAAAACUCUUUGGGAAAAAAGAAGACAAAGCACCCACAAAAGUUGUGUUAUCAGAGGAAAUUAAAAGAACUCUUAAGGAGACAGAUUCUUUCUUGCAAGACGAAGUGGCUAAUUACGAAGAUGUUAAGCCAGUUGUGCAACCCACUGAAACUGUUGAUGUGAGGGUAACAUCUCCAACACCAAUUGAAGAUGAUAAAGAAAUUAAGAGAAAGUCUGGAUUGUUUGGAGGAAUAUUUGGCAAAAGGAAAAAGUAAAGAUCAGGAAGAAGAAAAAUCUGAUAGCGAAGAUACAGUUGGCAAAGUAAAAAAGAGCACACCAUUAUUCUCCAAGAAAGAGAAGAAGCCUCCUGUUGACGUUGAAUUAUCUAAAGAAGUUAUUGAGUCAAUGGAAACUA